UCUUGGUCUUCCAUCACAAUUUCAGCACUUCCCCUGCUUUCUCUCUCUCACACACACAAAACCUUCUUCUUCUUCUUCUUCUUCUUCUUCUUCUUCCUAUUCCUCAUUGUUAACCAUAACAAUGUCUUCACCUCUCUGCUCCCUCUUCUUCCACCCACCUUCAUGUCCAACCACUCUCACCUUCGAUGUCCUUCUCGGCUUCCUCCUCCUCGCCGCCGUCUUCGGCUACUGGCUUGUUCCCGGUGGUCUUGCUUGGGCUCUGUCCAAAAACAGAGCAAUUUCCAAAAACAGAGCAUCUUCCAAAAACAGAGGAGCUUCAUCUUCUUCUUCUUCUUCCAUUCCUGGACCCUCUGGUUUCCCCCUGUUUGGCAUGGUUUUUGCUUUCACAGGGACGACUCUGACUCACAGGGUUCUCGCAAAACUCGCAGGAGCCUUAAAGGCGAAAGCCUUAAUGGCAUUCUCUGUUGGGUUCACUCGUUUUGUGAUCUCUUCUCACCCUGACACAGCGAAAGAGCUUCUCAAUAGUUCUGCUUUCGCUGAUCGACCUGUGAAGGAGUCUGCUUUUGAGCUUCUGUUUCACAGGGCAAUGGGGUUCGCACCUUAUGGUGAGUACUGGAGGAACCUGAGGAGAAUCUCUGCAACCCACAUGUUUUCUCCGAGGAAGAUUGCAUCCUUUGGGGAUUUCAGGGCCAGGAUUGGGGCACACAUGGUGAGGGAGAUUAAGGGGGUGAUGGAGAUGAAGGGUGAAGUGGAGGUGAGGGAGGUUUUGCAUUUUGGGUCACUGAACAAUGUGAUGAUGAUGGUGUUUGGGAGGUGUUAUGAGUUUGGUGAGGGUGGUGAUGGGUGUGAGGUUGAGGAGCUGGUUAAGGAAGGGUAUGAUUUGCUUGGUGUUUUCAAUUGGAGUGAUCACUUUCCUCUGUUGGGUUGGAUGGACUUGCAGGGUGUGAGGAAGAGGUGCAAGAAUUUGGUGGCUAAGGUUAAUGCUUUUGUUGGGAAAAUCAUAUUGGAGCACAGGAUGAUAAGGGCUGCUGAAGGACAAGGUUGUGAUGAGAGCUCUAGUGAUUUUGUUGAUGUGCUGCUGGAUUUGGAGGAAGAGAACAAGCUUCAACACUCAGAUAUGGUAGCAAUUUUGUGGGAAAUGAUCUUUAGGGGGACUGAUACAGUAGCAAUCCUUCUAGAGUGGAUUCUUGCUAGAAUGGUGAUGCACCCUGAAAUCCAAGCUAAGGCACAAGCUGAAAUUGACUCUGUUGUUGACUCUGACCGCACUGUUUCUGACACUGAUCUUCCAAACCUUCCUUACCUUCACGCCAUAGUGAAGGAAACCUUGAGGAUGCACCCACCAGGCCCUCUUCUUUCAUGGGCUAGGCUCGCCAUCCACGACACACAUAUUGGCAACCACUUCAUCCCCGCCGGCACCACUGCCAUGGUGAACAUGUGGUCCAUCACUCAUGACCAAGAUAUUUGGCCUGAUCCAGAAGAGUUCAAGCCAGAGCGUUUUCUGCUGCAGGGUGAAGAUAAUGUGCACAUCAUGGGUUCUGAUCUUAGGCUCGCGCCUUUUGGUUCCGGAAGAAGGGUGUGCCCUGGUAAGGCCAUGGGGUUGGCCACUGUGGAGCUUUGGCUUGCAAUGUUGCUGCAGAGGUUUAAAUGGAUGGCUGCUGAUGAUUCUGGUGUGGACUUGUCUGAGUGCUUGAAACUCUCUUUGGAGAUGAAAAACUCGCUGGUUUCCAAAGCUAUUAUGCGCAAUCAAGAAUGAACUGGCCAUGUACUUGUUUAAUUUUAUGGUAACUUUUAACUUAUGAGUAGCAGUUUUUGUGGUUUGUUUUAGGAAAAAGUGUGUGAUCGAAUCAAUGUAAGCUUGAAAUUCAGAAAUAAGAGGAGUUUGUUGAGCUUA
Molecule: messenger RNA, 1891 nt
Organism: Lotus japonicus
Lineage: Eukaryota; Viridiplantae; Streptophyta; Magnoliopsida; Fabales; Fabaceae
Product: cytochrome P450 78A5-like
Exons: 2
Coding region: 122-1753 (543 amino acids)
Molecular function (GO): monooxygenase activity; oxidoreductase activity, acting on paired donors, with incorporation or reduction of molecular oxygen; iron ion binding
Source: RefSeq, a predicted model, not a curated record